Closterium sp. NIES-67 is the source of this 1700-nucleotide messenger RNA. Lineage: Eukaryota; Viridiplantae; Streptophyta; Zygnematophyceae; Desmidiales; Closteriaceae. The record is from the annotation of a GenBank genome assembly.
CAGGUAAUCCAGUCAGACUGCUCACAGUUACCCACUCAUACGCAGUACCCUCAACAUAGAGAGCCACGCGGCGGCACUCGUCCCAAUUGACCGGCGUAUUUCCAGCGCGGGACGACGUGGUUCGGGCGGGGCGGCGGUAGGAGAGCUCUCGGCUGUUUAGAUACGCACGGGACGAGGGGGAGAAUGUCGCUCGUGGCAGUGCAUGCAAGCACCGCGAGCUUCACGCUGACCCACUGCAGCAAUACCGUCACUCGAGCUACACCGGCAGCAUCUCCUAUCCGUUACAGCUGUCCUUCCGCGAGCAACGCGCGCCAGCGUACGUGGCAAGAACCGUGCCCGAGAAUCACGCACUGCAGACGGCAGGAGAGGACACGUGGCGACUGCCAGCCUCGCAGGACAACAGCUGGAGGAAUCCACGUGGCAGGAGCUCCCUGGGGAGGGGGUGCCAAGGGGGGCCUCCGGAGAGUAGGGACUCAGGGACGGGGGUUACUAGGAGGGAGGCGAUUAGGGGAAGGGACGGCGGUUGCUGUACAGGGGAAGGCGGCGCAUGGGAGGAGCCAGGGUGUGGUAUUCUUGGCUCUAUGGGGUUUCCAACGACAAGAACAGCAGCAGCAGCAGGGCGCAAACUCAUCAUCCCCGUCAGCAUCCCCGUCAGCAUCCCCGUCAGCAUCACCAUAUUCGCCAUCAUCAACAGUAUCAGGUUCUACGUCAGCUUCUGACACGGAUUCCUACUUUGACUCGGGGUCGGAUGACACCGAGGGCCCUGAAACCCCUCGAGUGGCGCGCCUGAGGGCGUUCCACACGUCCAGCAUCCGCAUCCGUCCGCACACAGGAGGUGCAGGGAUGGAUUCCUCCCUGGCACCACCUUUCCAACAUUUAGGAAUUCAAGCCUCUGACCUCGGAUCUUCGGAAGCAGCAGCAGCGCUGCUGGCUCAGUACCUGCAGUCGGCCCAGGGCCAGCGCAAGCUACUCAACGAGGGGGCUCUGCAGCAGUUGGAACCUCUUUCAGACAGUCUAUUCAGGUGUUAUCUUCAUCCACUGGAGCUCUUCAAGAUCUCCGUUCAGCCAAUCAUGGACCUCCACGUGUCCUCUUCCCAUGACACCUGCACGGUGGAAAUGCUCUCCUGUCAACUGGGGACAUCACGGCAAGGCAACCAGGACCGAGUGUUUGAAGGUUACCUCAAGAACGUGAUGACGUGGCAGCCAUGUCAGCAGGUUCAGGGCCACGUGGUACUCUCUAUGAGCUCUGAGAUCCGAGUGUCGCUGGAGGUCUACACUCUGCCCUUCACUCUCCUCCCUCUCUCCGCGGUGGAGAAGCCAGGAAACAAGAUGUUCUCUGCCCUGCUAUCCCAGCUCUGCCCCGCCUUCCUGAACGACAUUGCAGCAGAUUUCACCCAGUGGCACGAGCAGUACCGGGCGCUGUGAAGUGAAGUCAGGGCAAUGGGCCCAAGUGAAGCAACGGCAAGCUGUCUAAGUUGCGUUGCAGCAGACUUCGCACAGUGGCAGGAGCAGUACCGCAAGCUGUGAAUCUUUUAUGCAAAGCCGUGCCAAGGUGGCUAGGUGAAGCCACAGCAAGGUGGUUAGUGUCAAACAUAAGCAUAACUCAUGUUUGUAUAGACUGUAUAGGGUCGCCUCUUAGAGGGUACAAAACUCUUAGGUAUAAACCCUUGUACUCUCUCUCUAUUCAUCAAUUCUUCAGU